GUACUAUGCGUUAUAGAGAGUGUAACGGACCAUUUACUGACAUUGCAAAUGCGUCUUUUUACACUUUCGAUCGUGACCAUGGUGUAAAACAAUUAAAACAAAACGUUUUCAUUUCAAACGGUCUGACGUGGGUAGGCAAUAAAUUUUACUAUGUCGACUCGUGUGUACAUGACGUUAAAGAAUUCGACUAUAAUAGUGAGAAUGGUGAAUUAUCAAAUGAGCGUAUCAUAUUCACGCUUAGAGAGAACGGAAAAGUACCAGAGUAUGUGUUUGAUGGUAUGACUAGCGAUGUUGAUGGAAAUUUGUUUAUGGCCACCCAUAAUGGUUACAAAGUAAUGAAAAUCAAUCCAAAGUAAGUAAAAUGAGUAAAUUUUAAAUUGAUAAAUAUACAGUGUGACAUUCUAUAUUCAUAGACACAAAAAAAAGUUCGUCUAAGUAGAUUAAGAUUAUUUCAAUAGAU
Messenger RNA from Contarinia nasturtii (swede midge), 460 nucleotides. RefSeq names its product regucalcin-like. The record is from RefSeq and is a predicted model, not a curated record. Gene Ontology annotation, molecular function: calcium ion binding; gluconolactonase activity. Bases 6 to 356 code for a protein of 116 amino acids. The transcript is spliced from 2 exons. Gene Ontology annotation, biological process: L-ascorbic acid biosynthetic process. NCBI's taxonomy places the organism in Eukaryota, Metazoa, Arthropoda, Insecta, Diptera, Cecidomyiidae.